Molecule: messenger RNA, 1197 nt
Organism: Medioppia subpectinata
Lineage: Eukaryota; Metazoa; Arthropoda; Arachnida; Sarcoptiformes; Oppiidae
Source: the annotation of a GenBank genome assembly
AUGGUGUUAAAGACUAAAUCUAGCACCUAUUUUGCGAUAUUAGUGCUGGUGGUGCUAUGCGUACCGUUUCCCACGACAUUGCGCGCCAUAGACAACGUGGACUACGAGUACGAGUACGACAACGACGUGGACCCACAGCUGGACGAUAGGGGCGGCGGUAAUAGUCAAGCGGUGGCGGCCGACGACACGGUGGCCACCGAUGCCGGCGGUGCCAGCGAUGCCGACAUACCGGGCGGUGACGGCCAUAGAAUGCCCAUCCGUUCUGUCAAUAAAACCGCGAAAAUCGGUACUAAACGACCAAAAGUUGUUAAAAAAUUGCCCGAUUUUGUCACAAACAACGAGACGAAAGUUGAAUUGUUUGCUAAGUUAAUGAGAAAUCCGACCGUGGUUGAAAUGGUAGAUAAGCUGCGCAUGCGUGUGGGCAAUUUUAGCAGGGCAGUUCGGGUCAAUGUACGUAAUUUUGUGGAUGAGGCCAAACAGGGUGUGUCGGAGGACAGUGUGGUUCACGUCCGCAAUUCAUUGAUGGCUUUUAUCGAGAGUCUAGAGUUGUCUCCACUCUGUCUCAUGUCAUUCGUGAUGAUGAAAAAGGCACUUGAUAGAAAUGAACGAUGGCCACUUAAAUUUUACGACUCGAUGCAAAUCAAACCCACGGGACUAUUGGAGGGUUCGUUCACAAGCCUCGGCCUAUACUCUGAAUGCCUGGACAUAGAGAACGAACACUUCCCGGGCAUUAAAAUGAAGGGUCAGUACUGUUUGGCCAAAGUUGAGUUGCCAUUCAUGUAUCCCAAGCCUAACAACGAGACCCAACACAGGAGUCCAUUACUGCCCGAUAAUAAUACACUCAAACUAUUGCAAGCAAUCAAUUACUUUAGGAAAACAUAUUUCCGGUUUGGCGUCUGUUUUCCCUCCACUUGUAAUCCCAAAGAGAUUAAUCGGGCGUUGAAUACAAUUAUGUCUCCGAGUGGUAAAUCAUACGUUGAGAUUGAAAAGGAAUGUAACGUCAAGAAUAAGGACAUUAAACGCAAUGGCUAUCAACGGACAGCACACACAAUAUUACUAAUAUUUAUAUCGUUGGAACUGUUGGGCCGAUCGUACGUUCAGCCCGUGUUUUACAACAAUAUCGGUCUUCGGCGACAAAAUACGGGCAUAACUAAGGAGUUCUCAACCGCUAAGAAGUUCUUUUGGCUCAGAAACAGC